Messenger RNA from Cyprinus carpio (common carp), 1482 nucleotides. RefSeq names its product green-sensitive opsin-2. Gene Ontology annotation, biological process: G protein-coupled receptor signaling pathway; phototransduction; visual perception. NCBI's taxonomy places the organism in Eukaryota, Metazoa, Chordata, Actinopteri, Cypriniformes, Cyprinidae. Gene Ontology annotation, cellular component: photoreceptor outer segment; membrane. Gene Ontology annotation, molecular function: G protein-coupled receptor activity. The record is from RefSeq and is a predicted model, not a curated record.
CCUGAUGCAUCUUUGCAAAUAAAGAGCAGGUGAAGAGCAGCCACUCGCAGCAGCAGUACCACAACAGCAGAUUACACCCUUUAUCCCUCUAGAUCACUAGCGGGCAAAGAUGAACGGCACUGAGGGAAACAACUUCUAUGUCCCCUUGUCCAACAGGACAGGUCUAGUGAGGAGUCCUUUUGAAUAUCCUCAGUAUUAUCUAGCUGAACCAUGGAAGUUUAAAGUGCUUGCUGUCUACAUAUUCUUCCUCAUCUGUUUGGGUCUACCAAUCAAUGGCCUUACAUUGGUGGUUACAGCUCAACACAAAAAGCUCAGACAACCUCUCAACUUCAUUUUGGUUAACCUGGCUGUGGCUGGUUCCAUCAUGGUUUGUUUUGGAUUCACGGUCACUUUCUACACAGCAAUUAAUGGCUACUUUGUUCUGGGACCAAUUGGCUGCGCGAUCGAGGGCUUCAUGGCCACACUUGGAGGUGAAGUUGCCCUUUGGUCACUUGUGGUGCUGGCUAUCGAAAGAUACAUUGUGGUCUGCAAACCAAUGGGUAGUUUCAAAUUCUCUUCCACCCAUGCUUCUGCAGGAAUUGCAUUUACAUGGGUAAUGGCCAUGGCAUGUGCGGCUCCACCUUUGGUUGGCUGGUCCAGAUAUAUUCCUGAAGGAAUGCAGUGCUCAUGUGGACCAGACUACUACACCCUGAAUCCUGAAUACAACAAUGAAUCAUAUGUCAUCUACAUGUUCGUCUGCCAUUUUAUAUUGCCAGUCACCAUAAUAUUCUUCACCUAUGGACGGCUUGUUUGCACAGUCAAGGCGGCUGCAGCUCAACAGCAGGACUCAGCAUCUACCCAGAAGGCUGAAAGGGAAGUGACAAAAAUGGUCAUCCUGAUGGUUUUGGGUUUCCUAGUGGCUUGGACCCCUUAUGCCACUGUUGCUGCCUGGAUCUUCUUUAACAAGGGAUCAGCUUUCAGUGCCCAGUUCAUGGCUAUUCCAGCCUUUUUCUCAAAGACCUCAGCCUUAUAUAACCCUGUCAUCUAUGUGCUGCUAAACAAACAGUUCCGGAGCUGCAUGCUGACCACCCUUUUCUGUGGGAAGAACCCUCUUGGUGAUGAGGAGUCCUCAACUGUGUCCACCAGCAAGACGGAGGUGUCCUCUGUAUCUCCAGCAUAAACUUUUGGACCUCUCACAGAUUAUAUUCUUUUAGUGACUGAACAAUGUGGGCAUCUGAAAAAAAGGGGGGGGGGGGGCAGUUGAAUUAGUUUUUGGUUGUGUUCACUAUCACCAUUAACUGUGAAAGCAGAAGACACAGAUCUUUGAUGUAUGCAAACUUUAAAAGUAUUUAUUUGAUGAUCAGUGAACAUUGAAAUGUUUUUUUUUUUUAAUGCACGGGGGGUGAUGGGGAGGGGGCUAGCAUUUGUAUCUUUUGCCUAAAAUGUGUAUAUAUUUUGUAAAUAAUGAUAAAGAAAUACAUAGAAAUAAAUACUGGCAUUAAA